This is a messenger RNA of Austrofundulus limnaeus, 861 nucleotides long. Its product is annotated as retinal cone rhodopsin-sensitive cGMP 3',5'-cyclic phosphodiesterase subunit gamma. The record is from RefSeq and is a predicted model, not a curated record. Gene Ontology annotation, cellular component: photoreceptor outer segment membrane. Gene Ontology annotation, biological process: positive regulation of G protein-coupled receptor signaling pathway; visual perception; positive regulation of epidermal growth factor receptor signaling pathway. The transcript is spliced from 4 exons. Gene Ontology annotation, molecular function: 3',5'-cyclic-nucleotide phosphodiesterase activity; cGMP binding. Bases 140 to 370 code for a protein of 76 amino acids. Lineage: Eukaryota; Metazoa; Chordata; Actinopteri; Cyprinodontiformes; Rivulidae.
UCCGGUCUAUAAAACCAGCUGCUGAGACCAUCCAGAACCAUCAGACUCUGCAAGAAGAAAGAAGACUCCUUCUUUGUCUUGCAGCUGCUUUUUCAUUUCUUCUGCYAAGGAYCAGAAACCUGACUUCUGUCAGCAAACAAUGGAGAACAUGAAUGGACCAGCGGGACCAGAAGAGUCCAAACCCUCUCCAGCUGGGUUCAGGCAGCAGGAGAACAGACAGUUUAAGAGCAAAGCUCCCAAACCUGGACAGAAAGGUUUCAACAACAACCUGUCAGGGAUGGAGGGAUUUGAAGACUCUGCUGUGGUCUGUCCCUGGGAGGAGUUGGAAGAUGUGGAGCUGAGUGARCUGGCUCAGUUUGGAACCAUCUGAACUCCAGAGUCGCUCCAAGCAGAGGCUCAGCUGCAGGAAACACUUCAUCAGMACUUUGAAGAAAUGUGUCAGAGUAGAUGUUUGUCCUGCAUCGAGCAGCAGGGAGGCUGAACUGGGAGCUGGARAACAAGGCCAGCACCUCCUGCCUCCUGGAUCUGAUGGAGGAUCAGAUUAUUACCUCCUCACCAGGACCUGUCACUCACAUAGAUCCUCCCUCUGCUCUACUACACACUAUAACUCCGCCCACUUACACACCUUGCACCAAAAGCAUAAAGCUGAGUGUACGUCAUGUGUUCAGUUCCAGUCCAUGUGUGUAACUGAAACAUUAAAGUUCGGACCCCUCAGGGGGACGUCAGAGUGCUGCUUGUUUGGUUUGAACCUGAUGUUCUGACAUCAGAUGUGUUAAAGUGGGAUGAGUUGUAGAGUUCUUCACCUGAUACCUUUACCUGCUCACAUUUGACUGAGUGUCAAUAAAUUAUUGUUUGAUGUCA